UCCUUCCGGGCGCCGUAGGCGGGCGCCGAUGGCAGCGGGUGGCGGUGGGGGUUUGUGUUCGGCCCGGGCCCUCCCGUGUCCGCGCCGGGCCUCUCUCUCUAUGUCCGCCCCAGUCGCCGGUGUGAGGAGGGGAGCGGCUCUCCGCAGCCCUCAGGCCGCUCUCCCUGCGAAGGGGCAGCCGUUGUUGUAGUAUCCGGCCCUCAGAGGCGGCCCCUGUAUUAGGGCACGGGUUUUGGGGCGUCCCGUGUGCCGGGGUGUGGGUUUGGGGGCACCCUGUGUGCCAGCGCGCGGGUUCUGGGGUGUCCCGUGUGCCAGGGCACCGCUUUUUGGGGCGUCUUCUGUGUCAGGGUGCCGCAUUUUGGGGCAGUCUGUCUGUCAGGGCACCACUCGUGGACUCUAGAGCUGCCUGGUGAGAUCCUCAUGGAAGCAAAAAGCAGCUCCAGUUCCAGCUACGACUCCCUAGCCAGUCUUACAGCAGGUGACAUGCUCAUUCACUCCACUGGUGUCCAUAGGGAAGCGUCCCUGGAAACUGUGACAGGAGCUGGUGGCUGUAAGAAGAAAGUGACGAUUGCUGUCAAGAAGCUGCGUGAAGCAGCCUCUCCCAACCAGGCAGAGGCUGUGGCUUUGGCUGGGAAUGAAGCACCCUACGUGACCCCAGCCGUGCCGGCUUCCAGCCAUGGAGUCCCUCACGGAUCCUCCCGCAGCAUGGCAUUGAGUGCAGGACUUACCAUGAGAAUCGGGAGUACUAAAGGACAUCCAGAACAUCUGCUUUCAGUAGAGAAUCGUACAGAGCCCACAUUUUUAUCACAAAUGGAUUACCCUAGACGAACUGCACUACAAGAAGAUCCUUCACUGCUACUGAAAGAAAGCAGAAGACCUAAAAAUGAUGUUUUUAUUACUCAAUAUGGUACUGGCCGGAGAGAUGCUUUGAGAGCGAUGUUAAAGCAAAAAACUCAAAAUACUGUUGUACAUAAGAAGGUGAAGGUACAACUCUUAGGAAAUGCCUUCACCAAAAAAAAGGAAAGUGUUGUUGAAGACAAGUCAGCACACAGGGAAGUUGAUUCUGCAACAACCAUCGCAGCAGCAACUGCUUCUGCCAUUGCUACUACAGCUCCACUUCUUAAAUCUCAUCUCCUCAGCUCUGCGGUCAGCACGGGUGGCUUACAGCAGGUUCAUGUCCCUUCCUCCAACCUCAUGACACAGCAAUCUGAGAAACCAGAGCAACGAUUGCUUCCAAAUAAAGUAUCUUCAUGCCGGAGGCAUUUAUCUCCUACCAGUGAUCCACUUGCCCAAGGUUAUUCAAGCCAGUUUCAAAGUUGUGGCACUCAUACACAAGAAUCUCUUCUACAGACACCAGUUCCUCGGAGAUGUGCUCCAGAACCUGUAUCAAAAAGUGUGAAAAUCUCAAAGAAAGAAAACCCUGUUACAGAGAAGGAAAAUAUUCCCAAAUCCACAAGUGAAGGUGAAGGGAGACUUCUUGAGCAUAUUCUGAAUUCACAAGAAAUGCCACUGAGGCAAUGUGAGCCUUCCAAGAAGGCAGCAUUAAACAGUGAUAAAAUGAGCGGGCAUGCUGAGAAAAUCAGGCAUACUGCUUUGCAGACAGACUCAUUCCCUGCUUUUGAAAGCUUUUUCCAAAAUUACGAUUCAUUUGAGAAAACGGUGAAAAAAGCAGAUGAUUUACUCCAAGAUCUUGGCCAGUUGAGAAGAGAAAUGCGUGAUGUGCUACAGGAAGCAAGUUCGUGGAAAUCAGGCAUGAAUGAUUUUAAGACAAAAAAUCCUACUGUUGCAUCUGAUCUUUCUGCACAUCAUCAGCUCAAUAAACCAUCCAUCCUUCAAAAUGUUAAAGUGCCAAAAUCAAUGCUGAGGAAAGCUGAAAGGACUCUGAGAAGAGUUCAAAACAAUAGAAAAGUUCUUGAAGAAAACUUGGAAGCUGUUACUCGCAUGAAAGACGGGGAUGCCAUGUACACUCUUAUCGAUGCCUUGACGACAAACAGAGACGUAUCGGAAGAGAUUCGUAUCAGACAGACCGUGGAUGAGUGGAUUAAGGCAAUUAGCAUGGAAAUCCAGGCUGAAAUGGCAAAAAAUGAUUCAGAACAAGUGAAAUAUGAUCAAAAGGUCCCAUGGAUCAAGAGAGCCCAAAAUAUCAAGGCUAUGAAGACCAAUAAAGAAAUUAAAGCGAAAACUCAAAAAAUCCAAGGAUGCUUGACAAAGAAACCUUUAUCUGCAGCAAAGCCAGUGCAGAAGCAAGCAGAAGAUAAUGCAAACAAACAGAGAUUUAGAACUUACUUUUCUUCUGGAAGUUUGCAGGGGAAAGAAAAAAGGGCAGAUGGACCUCUGAGUGGAAACGCAGUGGUACAAAAUGAAGACUAUCUGUACCAAGUUUAUGGGAAACCAGUUUACCAGGGCCAUCGUAGCACACUUAAAAAAGCACCAUAUCUGAGAUUCAACUCUCCCUCUCCCAAAUCUAAACUUCAGAGACCCAAGGUGAUAGAGUGUGUUAGAGGUACAAAGGUAAAGUCAGCAAGAACGCAGACUUGUUCUUGCACACAGAAGGUGGUAACCAGCGCUAAGAACCCACAUCCUUUAUAUGCACUUGCCCAGGAAAAUCGGUUCUUCUUUAGUCCAAGCGGAGAUGUGCCAGUUGCCUGCGGUCCUCUUGAAGGUCACCUAAUUCCUAUGGCUAUUCCACUAGGUCGAACCCAAAUCCAUGACAUCUCAUCACAGCCUUCUAGAGUGAUUAUAGGUAAACCGCAUCCUGUUACAGUUACAACCUCUCUGCCUCAAGCGCCACCAAAACCACCGGUUGAGAUAAAAAAACCAAACAUAGCUGUAAUAGAGAUGAGAUCGGAGAAAAAGGAUCCACCUGAACUCUCUGUGCAGGUGUUACCAAGUAUAGAUAUUGACAGUGUUUCAGAUGACAGCGUGAGUGUAAACCAGGCUCUUCCAGGCUCCGAACCCGCACUUUCUCCUGUUGAUGCUGUAAUACAGACUCCAGAAGAUGUGCAUAGUGAGGAGGACGACACGAAGUUUCCAGGAACUAAUUUCAUUGACGUUACUGAUGUCAUAGAGGAUCAAGAAGAGGAGAAGGGUGAAAUUCCAGAAUGCCUUGAGCCUCCACUGGAGCUUACUGGGCAGUUUAAAGUUGCCUCGCCAAAAUACAGUGGUCCUUUGUAUCCUCCGGUGGCUUCUGCUCCUCAGCAGUCUUCGGAUAUUUUGGAUGAACUGAUUCAGAGGAGAGAAACCAUAGAAAACAGGUUAAUAGAUUGGGUGGAACAGGAAAUAAUGGCCAGAGUUAUCAGUGGGAUGUACCCAGUUCAGAAAGAAACAGUGCCCAGUGUUAGCACCUCAGAAAGUGACGACAGUGAGACUGUAACCUCUGACACUGUUGAAGUUGCAGGUGGUGGAGGAUUUCAGCUCUUUGUCAGUGCUGGCGUGCCAGUGGACUCCGAAAUGAUAAGUCAUUUCGUAAAUGAAGCUCUCCGUGAGAUAAUUGCGACUAUGCUGGGUAGCAGGCAGGCAGAGAAAGCAGUUCCUGAUACAAAUGCUCUUCCAAGUACAACAAUUAUAACGGAGUCUGUUGUGCCUACUCCGUUGCCAACACCUCAGGCCACACCACCACAAACACCACCUUCAGAAAAGGAAUUGCCUCCAGUCAAAACUCCAGAGUCUUCUCUAUCCCUUACAGAAAUGAGUGGGGAUAUUCAUGAACAUGAAAAAAUUAAAGAAAUAGGAGUUGAGAUUCUAGAUGUCACGAGUUGUGUUGGAACACCUGUGAUUACCCCUGUCAAUACGCCUCCUAGAACACCCACCCCAAGCCCUCCUGUCUCCGAAGCUGUGAAAACGACAAGUCCAAAGCCUCCAAACCCAUGGGAUGAUGCAGAACUUCCUCUGGAAGAAGAGAAACUGAAGUCUUUAACUGAAGAACCAUUCUGUCCCCAGGCUUUUGAGAUAUCGGUGGCUAAAGAUGAGGAGCCAGAGGACUUGGAUGCCUCUCAGCAUUUGGCAGUGAGGCCCUCUGAAUCGCUUCCUUGUGAGCCACAGGUUCCAUCGCCUGUGCCUACUGUUGGUUCUGGGCAGUCCACGCAGGAAAGCAGCCUUACCCUCACAGAAACAGAAACAGAAACUACAGACAGACCCAUCUCAGAAGGAGAGGUCCUCUUCAGCUAUGGACAGGUGCCGGCUGCCAGAGCAUUAGCAGAAGGAGGACUGUUGCUUCCAAACCUUGCUGAGAGCUUAACGAAUACUUUGCAAGAUGCCAGUGAAAUGGAUUAUGAUCCUCCCAGUGAAGGGCAAGUGGUGAGAAGACUGGAUAAAGGCUGUCACAGGGAUCCUGUCAUGACACUUUUAAAGAAAUUAAAUCAAGCCCCUGUUGCUGCACAAGAAAGAAUGUACCAUUUGGAGGAUUCUGAAGAUAGUGUUGGGGAGCUCAGUGAAGGUCAAAGACCAAGGCUGACCAGGGCAGAAGAGAGAAUCCUGAUGGGACAUUCAGUUUAUAUGGGCCAUCCAACUGCUCGGACCUCUGAGAACAGACAACUGCAGUGCUUCCGUUCCUCAUCACCAGGGCAGCUUGCCCAAAUUGGAGCAGAAAUUCUAGGAGAUGCAGAUACAAGUCAUGAUCCAAUGUUUAUGGCCAAACUGGAAUCGCAGCCAGUUUCAGAUACCGAUCUGCAAGCAGCCCAGCCGAGCUGCAGAGUGACAUCUCUCUGUGAGGAUUUGUCCCAGGAGGAAAGCCGAGGAGCUUCACAAGCUGAGACUGUGAGACCCCGAGUUAUUCAUGUGAGGAGGAAGUCUGUAGAAAUGCAGCCAGAAGGAGAGGAUGCUGCCCCACAGUUAAACUCACAUGUUUCUGCGGCAAAGCUGUCGGUGAAGCUGCCUUCCAUGAAUACAGAUAACCAGAGUACGAGUAGUUUACAUGACAAUUCAGAUUCUUCAGGGACGGAUACAUUUUAAAGUUCACGGCUUUUUAUGACAGUUGUUGUUUGAAAAUCUUGUCACUGGUACAUCUGUCUCCCUAAUGUGAUAGUUUGAGUGUUUUUUCAAAAUACUGGUCUUUUAGUACUGUUUAUUUUCUACUGGUUUUCUUGCAACUUUGUUCUGAUUAUAAAUUGAGGCAAUGGUUCAGUUUGUGAAGUUAUCAAAUAUUUUUAAGCAAAUAAAAUGCAAUUCUUUCAGAAUCGUUAUGAGUUUAAAUCAACAAAAGCGAAAGGCAUAGAAGUAUGUGUUGUAUGCACAGGUGAAUGUCGCAGAUGUGGGCAGUGGCACAGAGGGCACCCUCAGUAAGUUUGCCAGCGACACCAGGCUAUGUGGCACGGUUGACACGCUGGAGGGGAGGGAUGCCAUCCAAAGGGACCUGGACAGGCUUGAGAGGAGGGCGUGUAUGAACCUCAUGAAGUUCAACAAGGCCAAGUGCAAAGUCCUGCAUCUGGACUGGGGCAAUCCCAAGCACAAUUACAGGAUGGGCAGAGAAUGGAUUGAGAACAGCCACAAAGAGAAGAACAUUGGGUUCUGGUGGAUGAGAAGCUCAACAUGAGCUGGCCAUGUGUGCUUGAAGCCCAGAAGACCAACUGUAUCCUAGGCCACAUCAAGAACAGCAUGGCCAGCAGGAUGAGGGAGGGCAUUCUGCCCCUCUGCUCUGGUGAGACCUCACCGGGAGACCUCUGCACAAGGACAUGAGUCCAUUGGAGCAAGUCCAGAGGAGUCCUUGGAUAAAGAUGGUCCAAGGGCUGGAGUGCCUGCCGUAUGAGAAUAGGCUGAGAGAGUUGGAGUUGUUCAGUCUGUAAAGAGAUUCCAGGGAGACCUUAGAGCAACUUCCACUACUUAAAGAUGUCUACAGGAAAGCUGGGGAGGGGCUCUUUCUCAGGGAGUGCAAGGAGAGGAUGAGGGGGAAUGGUUUUAAGCUGGAAGAGGGCAGAUUGAGAUGAGUUAUUAGGAAGAAAUGUUUUCUUGUGAGGGUGGCGAGACACUGGCACAGGUUGUCCAGAGAAGUCAUGUCUGCCCUAUUCCUGGAGGUGUUCAAGGCCAGGUUGGAUGGGCCUGGAGCAACCUGAUCCAGUGGGAGGUAUCCCUGCCUGUGGCAGGGGGUUGGAACUCGGUGGGCUUUGAGGUCCCAUCCAACCCAAACCAUUCUAUGAUUCUGUGAAUGUGGAAGUGCUUGGUAUUAAACUCCAUGACAAAAGUCUGUCUCACUCAUGGAAAAAAAUGCUUGGUUCAAUGUAAUGUCACUGCUGUCAAAAUGUAAAGCCAGAGGAAAAUGUAUUUGAAAUCAUUGCAAGAAAAUUGUAUUCCUAGAUAUCUUCAGAGCUUGUUCAUCCUUAGAAGUCUGCUGUCACAGAACAGUAAUUCAAAAUUGUGUGUAAAAGAGACUGAUAGAGUUUUUAUUGUUAUUAUGAGGAAUAUAUCUUUUUAGAGGUACAAGAAUUUUUCAGCAUUUUGAUGUUUAUUUCCCUCAAGAUUUUUUUCCCAACUUGAAACACAUGUGAAGGAGAGAUUUUGUGGGUAAGGUGAUUUGUUUACAUUUUUAAAUGUUAAUUCCUCCUAAUUGCUGCAGUCUCAACCUUUCAAAAGUGAAAUAAUCCUUGACUCCCCCUCCCAGGGAUCGCUUGAUUUUUUUAUUGUCUCAAUCAGGAUGGCUUGGUCGCUCCCGCAGUGGCUGAGGAGGAAGGUAGGGUUGUCUGCCCCAAGCAGCAUGCAAGUGAAAUGAAAAAGAGGAAUUCAGACAUAUUCCAUUAGGAAAACGAGGCAAGGAGCAAUUCUCCAAACAGGGCAAACGUAGCUCUUGCUCUGUUCCUCACCCAGUUG
Messenger RNA from Cuculus canorus (common cuckoo), 6798 nucleotides. RefSeq names its product KIAA0586 ortholog. Gene Ontology annotation, biological process: smoothened signaling pathway. The transcript is spliced from 30 exons. The record is from RefSeq and is a predicted model, not a curated record. The coding region runs from base 421 to 4950 and encodes 1509 amino acids. Gene Ontology annotation, cellular component: centriole; ciliary basal body. NCBI's taxonomy places the organism in Eukaryota, Metazoa, Chordata, Aves, Cuculiformes, Cuculidae.